This is a messenger RNA of Gongylonema pulchrum, 336 nucleotides long. NCBI's taxonomy places the organism in Eukaryota, Metazoa, Nematoda, Chromadorea, Rhabditida, Gongylonematidae. The record is from the annotation of a GenBank genome assembly.
AUGCUAAAACUGCCCUUACAAACAUGUCGCAUCAGAAAAUCAUUAGAUACACUGCAAAAGGAAGACGUGCAGACUGGUCGAGAGAUAUCAUCACCGGAAGACAAUCCAACAUCUACAACAACCCAGUCUUCGGAGGUUAGCAGUUCGGGAAGCUCCGAGGAUGAGGAUUCGGAUGAUGAACAACCGGUAAUCGAAAUCAACAAUUAUCCACUGGUGAACGAUUUGCUGGAUAGAUUCAUGCGUGCACGUUUACAAGCAGACCCAAGUGCAAAUAAUACUCGAAACACUCUCGCCAAAAUGAAGUGGGAUAUUGAUUUUUUUCUCAUCCUUUUUUGA